AUGGAAAAAGCGAAAAAAGAUGUUGGACAGAAAUUCCGUCGUAUUAAACAUAAUCUUGUAAACUCGAGCAAAAUAGAUGAUGAUGACCUGAAGAUCGUCAAUGCCCUUGAGCAUCGAAAUCAAAAAGUCAUCAAUGCUGUCUCCAUAUAUCGAAAGCACGUGUCAAAUACAGUUAAAACUGGUCUUCGGGAGGAAAAUGUGGACAAGCGCCGGAAAAAGCUCGACGAGUUCUCGCUCUGUGCGGAUUUGCGUGACAUUUCAACGGAUCUCGAAGCUUCACAUACCACUUGUCUUCAUCGGGUCAUUCAAAAAAUUAGCCAAGCAUUACAGGUUAUUGUCGAUGAAAAGGUGAAGCAUGACAUGAUGAUCGAAAAACGGGUCCUUGAUGAUUUGGUUCAAUUUCAAGAGAUGGAGAAAGCUUUAUGUAAAAGCCGAGAGCGUUUGAGCAAUGCAUUUACAGAUGUCGAUAUCGCUAAGAAGGCACUGGAGAAAGCAGACAGUACCAGUAGCAAUAUUGUCCAGCUUCAAGACACCUUGGAUGCUUCUCAAUUAAAGCUUGAGAAUCAGAAAGAUAACACCAUCACGGACGUGUAUUCAUUAGCUGCUAAGGAACAGGAAAUCGCCAAGGUUUUCACUGCCCUACUGGAAGAACAACUUGAAUAUCACCGCGUUGCAAUGCGUACGCUUGAGAUGGUUCUGCCCGAAAUCCGGCGUGACAUUGACAAUGCACGUCCUCGUCCAGUAUUCGGCGUUGAUUUGAGUGAGCAUCUUCGUCAUACUCAGGGUCGUGUUGCUUUGGUUUUGGAAAAAUGUUGUACGAUGUUGAGAACAAGCGGAUUCAACGAGAAAGGAUUGUUCCGAGUUAAUGGUAACAAUACAAAAAUUCGGCGCAUGAAAGCAGCCUUCGAUGCCGGUCAGAUCGACAGCGAUGAGCGUGCAUAUUCCCUCGAUCCUCACUCAGUUUGUAGCGUUUUGAAGAGUUACUUGAGAGAACUGCCUGAUCCACUUCUCACUCAUCGACUCCACAACGACUGGGUGAACGCCUCGAGGCUGGAGGACGAAGCGAAGCUGCAGGCGUUUGAGCGGUGUAUAGGCGAACUGCCGGCAUGUCAUCGACACAACCUCACCUACCUCAUCAAUUUUCUCUCUGAAAUGCUGCAGCAUCAAGAGCAGACAGCCAUGAAUUGUAGCAAUCUUGCGAUAGUGUUCGGUCCAAAUUUGCUGGGUGGCGAUAUUGACGGAAAUAAUGCUGUAGGGACUAAGAUAGUUGAAACGCUGCUGAAGAAUGCUCCUCGCCUGUUCGGAUGCCCCGUGGUGUCCAGCAACAGUCACAGUGGCAGUAGCAGUGGAUCUAAUGGCCAACAGCACUCGCACAAUGCACGUCCUCGUCCAGUAUUCGGCGUUGAUUUGAGUGAGCAUCUUCGUCAUACUCAGGGUCGUGUUGCUUUGGUUUUGGAAAAAUGUUGUACGAUGUUAAGAACAAGCGGAUUCAACGAGAAAGGUUAUACUCAUUUCCAACCCUCCUAUUUUUUUGUAUCUUAUCUUAACUUAAAGACCCUGUUCAUGAAAAACGACUUUAUUCUCGUUUUCUUUACUUUCCGUUAUCUGCCUUAUUGCGCAGUGGUUUUCUUCAUUGCUGUUGGAGAAGAUUGUUCCGAGUUAAUGGUAACAAUACGAAAAAUUCGGCGCAUGAAAGCAGCCUUCGAUGCCGGUCAGAUCGACAGCGAUGAGCGUGCAUAUUCCCUCGAUCCUCACUCAGUUUGUAGCGUUUUGAAGAGUUACUUGAGAGAACUGCCUGAUCCACUUCUCACUCAUCGACUCCACAACGACUGGGUGAACGCCUCGAGGUAA
Messenger RNA from Cooperia oncophora, 1851 nucleotides. The record is from the annotation of a GenBank genome assembly. Lineage: Eukaryota; Metazoa; Nematoda; Chromadorea; Rhabditida; Trichostrongylidae.